Molecule: messenger RNA, 768 nt
Organism: Alternaria ethzedia
Lineage: Eukaryota; Fungi; Ascomycota; Dothideomycetes; Pleosporales; Pleosporaceae
Exons: 3
Coding region: 1-768 (255 amino acids)
Source: RefSeq, a predicted model, not a curated record
AUGGAUGCAUCGACACGGCUAUACAAACGUCUGGGCGAGAUACCAGAAGACCCAAACGACCCCGAAAGUCUGGACGAUCUGAUAGUCUGCGCAUUCGGUGCUUUUGAGCGAUACUACGUUUGCUGGAAGACAAAAGGAGGAGAAUUUAGACAAGAUGGCCACGAACUCCCUCCCGCACUCAAAGACUGGCUCUACCCCACUAACGGCACUACACGAGAUUUCGCAUCCCUUCAAGUCGUCUUCGGCCGAGGCGAGGAAUACUUCGCAUCCGACAAGAACGGCAAGCUAGAGUACAAAGAGCCGGAACUGAAGAAGCCGGCGCCUACUGAGGAUGAAGAGAAACUUGAUCGACAGGCACUGAGACGAUCGAGAACGGUACCGCGAGCCGGUGUCGACGAAGACGAUAUCUCCAGCACCAGUCGAGAGCACACCAUUGCCACCAUCAUCACAGUCCGCCCUGAACCACGAACCCACGACAUUACAACAGAGUCCUCCACCUCAAUCAAGACCCACUUCAGAAACUCCCUCAUGCACAUGCAACUGCCACGCUACACCAAACCCCUCACCGACCCCGCAAAAACCCACCUACACUACCACCGCAACACAGACAUCACCUCCCCCUACUCCUCUUCCCAGAGAAAACCCAUCUUCAUCCUAUUGGCCAUCACAAGCGAACUACACUGCCAUACCUCAAGAGCCUUCCUACUACACAGACGAAGACUACGAUACACCACCCGUUUUCAUGGGGCGCAUGUCGACGUACUUUAG